This is a messenger RNA of Cladocopium goreaui, 9156 nucleotides long. Lineage: Eukaryota; Dinophyceae; Suessiales; Symbiodiniaceae. The record is from the annotation of a GenBank genome assembly.
AUGUUCCUUCGUCUUCAAGAUCGACGAGUGUGGCACGCCCACGGCAUCCAAUGCUGGUUCUUACGUCGCUCAUACUUGCGCUACGUGCCAUUCCCUUACGCUUCGGUGGCAACUCCAGGCCAGUGGAGUAUGCAGGCCGCACAAAUGGUUCAGAAUGGAUCCCUGCCCAAAGCUCAUUUGACUCGAGCUUCGAAGCUGCAGGCCUUUACGACAUCCAAUCUCAAGGACUUGCACUUCAUCCGCAACAAGGUGGGGCUGGAGUGGGCCUUUCUGGAGGAUCCAUUGCUGAUGGGAUUGCUGGCCGCCAAGUCCAGCAAGGGCAUGUCGCUGGCCAUUCGAAAGGCCGCCAUGAAAGAGGCGGAGGAAAAGGCCAAGCAAGCCAGCGCGGAGGGCAAGACCGAAGAGAUGGCCCGGACUCUUCUUGGACCAAGGUGGACUUCCGACGAUCCGUCGAGACCUUCUACAAUUGGCAGCUUCGUUGAAGAUCGAUUUGGCCCCAAAGGCCACCAACGAAGAGAUCAAAGCAGUCUGCUGCCCCAUGGUCCAAGCUCUGAUGGCCAAGCCGGCACCAAAGACGGCGUCCACGGCAAGUUCAUCGGCCCCUCCUGGGCUCGAAAGCCCACAGCCCAAGGCAUUGGCCAGCUCAGCUCAGAAUCCAGGUGUUUCUCUGGAUCAGGUUCAAUGCUGGACAUGCAAGAUCAAAAGUUCCGGUUGAUGAUGGAGCAAGUCACCCAACACGUGAUGUCAACGGAACAGUGGGAACGUGUGAUGGGCGACGAUAAGCGGAUGGCAGAUUCUCCUCCGAGAAUGCCCCAAGUGCAUCCGGCACUCUCUCCGAAGCAGCCGGGCGCUCCAUCCAUGCUGGCCUGGAAUCAGCAUUGCAGUGAUCAUCGCAAAGUCUCCACGUCAGCCAAAGAGGUUUUUGAAGUGAUGGUUCGUGACUAUGAGAAUGAGUUUGACGGCUUCCUUGAUGAGGCCUUCCUCCAUGCCAUUGACCUCACAGCAUGUGAUGAAAAGCCGUUUGUCUCUGAGGUCUACACGACCAGCCAGCGAGUCCUCAAGGAAGCUAGCAAACGCGGGCACAAGAUAGGCUCUGCUUUGAGUCUUGACACAGGUUGCGACUUCCUCAAUCCAGCCCACCGGCAGAAAGCCAUUGACAAGCUGAAAGAGGAGAAGCCUGAGUUUCUUGUUGUAGCCUUUACUAGUGGUCCUUUUAGCCCUCUUCAACGCCUUCGUCCUUCCUCUACCUUGAAGCAAAGACAAGAAGAUGGCAGAGUUCUCAUGGAUUUUGGACUUCAACUCUGUCGUAUCCAGCGUGAAGGGGGAAGACAUUAUGUUUUGGGGGGCAGCUCUGCGUGGCACGAGCCUUCCAUGAUGAAGUUUCUUGAAGAAGUCAUCUCAGAACUGCAUGGAAAAGUUUGCAUGCGUGAUCAUACCCAUGUCCCUGUGAUGGGCGGCUCCAAGUACACGUCUCAUGCGGGAUUGUACUCGCCUCAACUGGCACGCGCCAUGUUGCGAGGCAUGGAGAAGCAGUUUGAGAAGGAUCAUGCUCGAGUUCAAGAAGCCCUGGCUUUGGAUUCUGGUGCAGCCAACGGUGAUGUUGUAGAAGAAGAUCCUGGCGGCCUGUUUGCAGAUGAAGUUGGUAGUGAAGGUUCUGAUGUCGAAGAAAGUGAGUUCUCUGGCUACAAGGUCCCUGCUCAGCUGGAGCAAACAAUUCGACGUCUCCAUGAAAACACUGGACACAGAAGCAAUCGACGGCUUGCUCGUGCAGUGGCAUUGGCGGGUGCACCUCCUGAGGCUGUGGUGGCUGCAAAACGUGAUCAAGUUCAUGUGGAUUUACUUGAAAUCUUCGACAUCAAUGAGCACAAGUACGUUGUUGCCCAUGCUACUGAUGCGGCCUCUCGCUUCCAGAUGGCAGACAUCAUUCCCAACAGGAGCUCAGAUGCCGUCAUCAGAUUCCUGAAGACAAAGUGGCUUCCGUUCCUCGGACCGCCACGUGUGCUUGUGGCCGAUCAGGGACGUGAGCUCAUCAGCAACCUCGCCAGUUUGGCGAUGCACUUAGUACCAAAGCCCGUCUCACUUGAUGAUCGUCCUAGCCUUGCUCGUCAACUUGCCAUGAGAGAGGCUGCCAAGGUUGCCAUGUGCCGACUGCAUGUCUCAAGGGGAUUGAGGAAAGCAGAGCUUGCAAGAUCCAGGACCUCUACCAUCACAGAAGCUCCAGCGCCUGGUGAUUUGGUUUUCUAUUGGAGAAUGACCAAGUACAACAACAAGACUCAACGAAGUCGCCGCAAGCUUUCACUUCGACGUUGGCAUGGCCCUGGACUUGUUGUGGCCAUUGAAGGCAAUAGCAGUGCCUACAUUAGUCACAAAGGCCAACUCACGAAGUGUGCCCUUGAACAUGUGCGCCCAGCUUCAGCGAUAGAAAGUAUUGCUGCUGGCGUGUGGCGAGAUGCCAUUGAAGAUGUGGUUGCUGAGCCCAUUCAGUAUUCGACUGAAAAGGGAACUCGUGCGGAAGCUGGUGGCAACGGCGGUUCCGAUGGACUUCGGGGUGAGUUGCUCGAUGGACUUCGGCCAGUGGAGUCUCCACAGGCACAGCACUCUCCAAGAGAACACAAGGCCUUGGACUUGGAUUUUGGCCGUUCUCUCGCCUUGGAUUUACCACCAGUCUCUCCGCAAGAAAUCAUCUCAUCAAUGCAAGCUCCCAGCAGAGGUUCUAGCAGCAGCAUUUCCCCUUCACCUUCCACCUUGCCUUCUGCAGAAUCCUCACGAAGAGCUAGCGGUGUCAGCAGCCUGGCACGCCUGUUGGAGAUUUGGUUGGAGAGGAAACUUGUGGAAACGAACGUCCUGCUGACGUCCCCCCUGAAGCUCUUCAACAGGGCACUGUUGAACCUGCAGCAGCCUUGGAUGCCCCUAGCUUGUUUCUCUUUGCGAGAUUUGGUUGACGGGCUCAAGGGUGAGAUCAACGCUGAUGAAGCUUAUCCUUGUGAUCGCGGAAGUUGGGAUGGUAGAUGGGGAAUGCCCAGUCGCACUGAAUGGGGAGCUCGCAAUCGGCUUGGAUUUUCAUGGCCGAGUGGUGCUCAAGAGAUCAAUGCAGUGCAGACCGCACGCAAAGAGUAUCAUUGGAGCAGCAUGUCCCCUUCAGAAAAGACUGAGUUUGAGACUGCAGCCAAGAAAGGUUACAAGGACACUUUGUCCUAUUCCUUGCGGAAGGAUGCCCCGACAGCAAGUCGAAUUUCUCAGCUUUUCCUGCUAGCCCUGUGUGCCUCAUGUUUCUUCGAUGGCUGGCGAUUGGUUUCUGCUGACAUCAAGUCCACCUUCCUCAAGGGACUAGCUCGCAUCAAGAAGGGAGUCUUUGGUUUAGCUGAUGCCCCUCGACAAUGGUUUCUUCGUUUGGCAGAGCGUGGAUGGGAAAGUUCGCCUUUUGAUGCAGCUUGCUGGUUGCUUUGGAAGCCUGAUCGCUCUGGACGUCAUGGGAUGAUCAUCAGCCAUGUUGAUGACUUGCUGCUUGGAGGUGAUAGCGUUGCUAAACGUCAGCUCGAGACAGUUCGAAUUCCUGUCAAGCGCAAGCAGUCUGACGCUCCUCUGAUGCCCAGCGAGCUGAAGCAGUUGAGAGCCAUCCUCGGCUCCUUGCAGUGGUUGGUAGCACAAGUGCGUUUUGACCAGGCCUUUGCCUUAUCGACACUUCAGGGCGAGAGACCAACGAUUACCACGUUGAUGAAGGCAAACCUUUUGGUCAAGCGUUUCAAGGAGUUGCCUACGUUUUCCUUAGUCUUCAAACCUAUGGAUUUGGCAGAUGCUGGUACCCUGGUGGUGUCUGAUUCCAGUUUGGGAAACGUGUUGCCAAGAGUCUGUCGCAGCACUUACGCGGCAGAGUUGCUGGGUGUUGAGGAAUCCGUGGACGUGGGCCAGAUGGUGCGUGGUUUUUGGGGUGCAAUUUGUGGCCUUCCCGUUUUGGUGAAGCGAAGCUCCGUGGAAGCCAUUGCCCUGACAUGUGUCACUGACGCCAAAGAUGUGUAUGAUCGCAACACAGUUGACACGGCUUCCUAUGGAUCGCAGAAGAGCCUGUGCUUUACGAUCGCAUGGCCGAGAGCUCAACUGAGAAGACCUCGAACUGACAUCAAGUGGACUUCCACUGACAAUAUGUUCGUGGAUGGUGGCACCAAAGAGAACUUUGACCUGACCCAUAUGCAGAAGAUCCUGCAGAGUUGCAGGUGGAACGUUUGCUAUGAACCGAAGUUCGUCAAGCAAGGCGCCAAACGAGCAAAGGGCAGCAACCUAUCUGAUGGUGCUGUAAUCACUGGUGAGCCUCUGGAUCCAAGUAGCCCCAUUCUUGGCUAUUUGAUGAAGCUUGGUGAGACUUCUGGAUGGCACUUCAAAGAUGGAAUCCCAGUACAAGUGGCACGAAAUGCUCGAUCCUUUCGCCUGCCAAACCCUCGUUUCGAUGCACUGCAGUAUCCGAAGAGAAGCUCCUAUGGUCGCUUUGAUUUCAAUGAUGGCCGUUGUGAGUGGCGAAAACUGGAAGAUCACGUACAGUAUGAUCUUUUACAAGUGAAGCAGGGUUUGAUUGGCGAUGAAGCAUCCGUGCUAGUGACCUUUUUCCAUGGUCACAUCCGAAUGCAUCGCCUGAUUUGUGGGCUCGAACUGUCUUGGUUGGCCAAGUUGGGUGGCCGACGCCUGCAGGCGCCCAAGGCGCGUGGGCCCGCACCCUCCGUGGCCAGGUGGUUGGCUGAUCGGGGCGCUUUGACAGCAAAAACGGAGAGGUGCAAAGAUUGGGAGAGGCCAAGCGCAAGCCGGGUGAUGCCAGUGCUCCCUGGUGCUCCAGCAGUUCACCUGUUGGGAGCGAAGACGGCUCGGCGGCGCGGGAAGUGUAGACUACACCGAGUGCUGGCGGGGAAAGGCUCAGAGGAGUUCAAGGAGGACUUGGAGGCUUUGAGCUUGGAAGACUCCUUGACCUUGCCACCACUCCGAAGCGAGAAAGUGGCAGCAGGAAAGAUCUUGGAGCAGUUUGCACAUGGAUCCAGCAUAGGCUACGGAAGUGUCUUCUGCACUGGACAAGAUGUACCGCCCGGGCUUCACCCACAAGGCAAAAAACGGACGCAUCGACCAUCUAUGAUGCGCGUCUAUUCAGGAAACAGCAUGUGCCUGUCACAAAGCUUGGCUGUCAGCGAGGGGAAGCGACGUGAGAGCAUGGUAUCGCUUGCAUCAUAUCAACUUGGGCACAGUCUUGAAGAACUUGAAGUCCAAGAAGAGCCAGGUGCCAGCUCACCCAUUGAGAAGUUCCUUGCAGAGGAGGAAGCAGACAAGCUCAUGGCCUUACCAUUUCAGGACAUGAAUCAGGAGGGGCCAAUGCUACCAUGGGAGCCCGCCAGACACUUUCUGAAGCCGGGCAGUAUUGCCACGGUUCACACCUCUCGUGCUCAGAGUGCACGUGUGUUGUCGGAACGGAGCGAACGGAGCGGCCCGCCCAAAGAGUCCGCAAAGCUGCAUGGACACACCUGGUCCACUGGGCCAUGGCUCAACAGGCUACCUGAUCGGAAAUGGCAUCUGCGACAAGCUUCGAUUAGUGCGUCAGUAGCAAGCCGCGCCUAUCCCGGCCGGCCGGUGGUGACUCUCAAAGAGCUGGGGUCCUUGGAAGCGCCAGGUUCUCCGCGACUUGGUUCCAUGCAGACCGUUGAGUACAUGCACUUUCAAGGUUGGAGUUUGGACGAUGACUACGCUUGCACUCUUUUCCGACAGAUCAGACUUCAAGAACUUUGUAUGAUCAACCUCUCAGACAAUCGCUUGACGGAGAACUUCGUGAAUUUCCUGCUGGAGGUCUCUGAGCAUCAACCGCUACAGAAUCUUCACAGCCAAGCUGUCGCAAAACUGCUCGAAACGGUCAAGUGCCCACUACAACAUCUUGACAUCUCGGACAAUGCCAUAGGUGAUGCGGCUGCAGCACAGAUCUGUGACUCCCUCCGACAGGCAUGUCGACUGAGUCUACAGGGCCUUUCUAUGGCCAAGAAUCAAUUGGGUGCAGCACGUUUCGGGACGUCGCUUCAAGCCCUGCUACCGCAAGCAGUUCAUUUGCAGGCCCUGGACCUCCACUGGAAUAAGAUUGAUGCUGGCGACGCCAGUGCAAUCUUUCAGGGUUUAAAGACCAACUCCAGACGGAAGGGGCACCUGUGGUGCUUGAAUUUGGCCUGGAAUUGCAUUGGCCUGCGAUGCCAGGGCUCUUCCGGUUCCUGCAGCUGCGAACUUUGCAAUAACUGCAGCAAAGCGGUCAAGACCCUGGCGAGCGUCUUUUCAGAAUGCGAUACCCUCUUCCACUUGGACCUCUCCUACAAUAGUUUGUCUUCAGCAGACUGCGAAGUCUUCGCUGAAGCUCUAAGGGCCAACCACACGCUGUUUGGGCUACACCUGGCAGGCAAUGGUGCCUAUGUCGAUGACAUUGGCAUGGUCCAAGUGGAAUUGGCACAUGGGGAGGUGAAGCUGGCCGAGCCCUUUAGUCCAUCGCUGAGACGAGUGGAGAAAUCCGAUGUCUUCUCAGAGGGCGAUCUGGGCUUUGAAAAGGCCUGGUUGGGCGUGCAUGCGAAAGUGCAGCCUGCUCUCUUCUCAUCCCGGCUGGAGGAGGUCAGUGCCCGAGAAAGCUGCUGCUGGAUCUGUGAGAACUGGGUGGAGCAGGAGGUGUGCUACAUCCCAGGUUGGUCAGGCCCAAUGUCUGGUGCUGAAGUGCAGGAGGUCUUCGCAUACUUCAGUGUUGAUGGCUAUUCCAGGCCCAGUCGAUUGAGCCGGAGACUGGAUCGCUUCUGGGCACGGGACUUUGCGCAGGGUCACGAAGCCGAAGCCGAGUGGCUACGGGAGCCUUACCUCGAAAAUGGUCGCGUGAUUUGCUUCCGCGGUUCGCGCAUGCUGCCGCCCAGCUACGAGCGUAUCCAGGUGAUCUUUCAGGUGAAUCAGCAGCUUUGCUGCGCCAAGCAUUUACCGGUGGUCGCUCUCUUCAGUGAGACCUACAUCCAGCUGCAUGGAGACGGCCGCCAGAAUCCUCAGGAUCCGUGUCCUCCGCUGCCAAUUCCUUUGGACAAAGAAGCCAUCAAAAUCUUUGAAGCCAACGAGAUAAAGGUACAUCUCAGUGCAAAAGCCAUUUUCGAGCAAAGAGCCGGUGACGCGCUGUUCUUGUUGGAGGACCCACGAUUGCGCAGCACGGGCGUCGCACCGCGCACCCUUUCGGAGAGCGUGGAGAAACGGCCAUGGAGCUUCGGGAAGUCCAUUUUCAAGGACUAUGCAAGAGAUGCAAAGAUCAUCAUUAGCGAAUGCUUCUACAAAGACUAUGCGCUUACAAGGCUGGACCGACUCUGGAAAAAGUUGCAAAAGGAUCGCCGUUGUGACGUUGCUUCGGUUCUGACCCUCUUGGAGUCUCAGUAUGAAGCGUUUCUAGCAGCCUAUGGAUUUGAGUCAAUGAUGGAUUGCAGCGGCAAAAGUUGCGGACUGUCCCUUGCCACCUUCUCUCGUUUGUUGAUGGGAUCUGACGGCGAAAGGUACCUCCAAGGCAGUUCUCCGAUGUUUACGUCGCGUUCGAUGCGUGCCAAUGUGACGUCUGUGCCGUCCCGUCGCUCAAAGCGCGCAACGGAGUUAUCAGAGGGGAAUCCCAGGAUUCCGCGAAGUGCCCAAGCGGCAGACAUUCUGAAGGCGAGAUCGGUCAUGGUUUCGCAGCUUGACGAGACGCAUCCUUUAAAUGAAGGCUUCAAUUUUGGCAAAGCUGACGCCAUCUACACUGCAGUGUUGGUAGACUUGGAUCAUUUAGAUUCGAAGGCUUGGAAGGGUUUACCUGCAGAUGGACUUGCUCGAUUCCAAUUCCUGGAGGUGAUAGUGAACUGCGCCAUGUCAUCAGAGACCUUCAGUCCAGUUGGCACCUUGCGUCAUUGGAUCAAGUGCUUGGGCCUGGGGCAGCAGGUCAUGAAACACAGGAUGUCCUACAGCGCCUUCGUGCAAUUUUUGGAGGAUUGCAAAGUGCCCACGUUGGAAUGGCCGGACUUCCGGAUGGCCUUCGCUUUGGGCAAGGAGCUUUGUGUGGAACAACAUCGGAGCCUUCGACACAUGGUCUUGAGCUGGAGUGAGUUCCUGGUUUGCACCGCCGCGGCGGUAUACCUUUCUGGAGAUUUCCCCAUCGAUCAGCUGGCGGACAGGCUACUGGACUUUCUGCUGGAUUCCUUGCCCGAGGCCCUGCGUGCCGGACGCGCGGCAGAGAUGGAAGAAGCGGGGUACCUGGUGGCGGGAGGUGACCCACAAACCGUGAAGUUGGUUGCCCUGUUGACUCGGAUCUUUACGGAUGCUGAUGAGGAUGGCUCUGGCUGGCUGACGGUGCAUGAGUUUGUGGAGGCAGUGCAGCAACCCCGGGUGAUGGCGAGUUUGGAGGAGUUGGGCGUGGUUGUGGGAGACGUGAAGCUCCUUUUCGUGCGAAUGGAUGUGGAUGAUUCAGGUGAAAUUUCCCUGCGGGAGUUCAUCGAGGGUCUCCUGAAGCUUCGCCAAGAGAUGAUUGUCCUGGAUAAAGGCAUCCGGGCCAUGCGGAAGGUGCCGGCUCUACACUGGGAGUGGGAGGGGAUGCCCAAAUUUGCUCCAGAUAUGAGGGAUAUUGGGGCCUUCUUCAAGCUAGAGACCAAGUAUGGAACGGGCCAAGUGACCAAGGAACAUUUCAUGGAUUAUGUGAGGAAUCCAAGGAAUGCUGACGAACUGAAGAAGAAGGGUAUCAGUGAGUCAGAUAUCAGCGACCUUUGGGCGGCUGCCCAGCAGGCAAAGAAGGAGAACUCAACCAUCACAGCAGAAGCCUUGGUGGCUGGCUAUAUGGAUCUACACCUGGAAAAAGGCCGAAUCAUCCGAGCUAUGAAUUUCUUGAACUCGAUUUUCAAGGUGGCGGAUGUUGAUGGCAGUGGUGCACUGAGCAAAGAGGAGGUCGGCAAGUACCUCUGCCGACAGGAGGUCACUGACAAGCUGGCCUCAUUAAAGCUCUUCGUGCCGGACUGGCUAGAGAUGUUCGAUGCCAUGGACGUGGAUGGGGAUGGGGAUCUUACCUGGGCUGAACUGUCUACAGCCAUGCAGCGCUUUUGGGCACAAGUCUCUCAUGGAGACGGGUCACCUGGCAGCGAGUCCGGAGCGGUGUCUCGGAGUGUCCGAUUCUGA